Messenger RNA from Suillus clintonianus, 2736 nucleotides. RefSeq lists its product as uncharacterized. The record is from RefSeq and is a predicted model, not a curated record. The transcript has 12 exons. The coding region runs from base 1 to 2736 and encodes 911 amino acids. NCBI's taxonomy places the organism in Eukaryota, Fungi, Basidiomycota, Agaricomycetes, Boletales, Suillaceae.
AUGGAUCCAGACGAGGAUGACCCCGAUCCAUUCAUGCCGGAGGACGGUUUCAACUCAGCACACGACAGGGACCUUACAGAUGUUGCCCCUCAUCUGAUCACGAUAUAUGCGCUGGUCUCAUGGUUACACCUACAGUUCCAUCUUCCACGAGCAGCGUGCAACGCUUUACUGGCUAUUUUCGGAUGUAUCCUCAUGGCCCUAUCUCCAGCAAUUGACACUCCUUUCAUCACACUGCAAUCAAGCCAUCGUGUUCUGGGGGUCGAAAAGAGCAUUUUUGUCCUUUCGGUAUGUCCUACAUGUUGUGAUGUCUUCCCCCCUGCUGGAUCCACGAAAUCACACGACAUUUGCACGCUUUGUGGAGUGGAUCUAUUCCUUCCAGAUGCAACGAAGUGCGGAAACCAGCGUGCUACGAAAACACCGAUCGUAAAGUACCCAUAUCUUCCUAUUUCUGAUCAGAUCAAGUCGCUACUAAGGAUCCCGGGCCUUGAAGCAUUGCUAGAUGGCUGGCGCUUGAAAUCUCGCACACCAGGCGAGUAUAUAGACAUCUUCGAUGGGGAUAUGUGUCGGACCCAGCUCAAAGACCCCGACGGAGCACCUUUCUUUUCGAACCUUGCGCACGAGAAGCACGGUACACACGGUGAACUUCGUAUAGGUGUUAACCUAGGUGUUGACUGGUUUUCAUACAUCCGGAGCAAUAUCGCACCAUCGCAUUCGUCAUGCCCUACCUCAUUUUCCAUAUGCAACCUACCGCCAGAAUAUCGCUACCGAACAUCAAACCUAAUGUGCACGAGCAUCCUACCAGGCCUGAAGGAACAGAACCCAGAUCAAAUUCAGCGCUACCUUCGAACCAAUCGUCGUGUUGUACGUGUUAUUCUGGUGGCGGUUGUUUGUGAUAAGCCCGCAGCACACAAAAUAGGGGGUUUCGCAUCCCAUUCACAUACGUGUUAUUGCACAGCUUGCUGGAUAACAUCCGCUCACAAAGCUAAACCUCAGGCAUUUGAGCAGGACGCAUUUCGACCACGAACUAAUCAAGAACAGCGUGAACUAGGCGAACGCUAUCGAAAGCUAGAUAAUCCAGCUGCACGCAAGAAUUUCGUAAAGGAGUUCGCCACACGAUACACGCAACUUGCUCGACUUCCUUAUUUUGACCUCGUCAAGCAGAUUGUGAUAGAUCCGAUGCAUAACCUCUUUCUUGGGCUCGUCAAAACACAUUUUUAUAAUAUCUGGGUGCAAACCAAGAUACUACGUGCCAAUCACGAGCUACAAAUAUUCCACGAAAUGCUCGCUGAUUUCAUAGUUCCGGGGUCGUGCGGCAAGCUUCCAACCGACAUAGGGAUGCCGUUCGGUGGUUCUCUCACCGCCGACCAGUGGCUACUCUUGGCUACCGUCUAUGGACCGAUAGUUAUCCCCCAGCUCUGGAGUACAUGUCUUCCCUCGGAUGCUGACGACGAAGUCCUUCAACAGCGUGUUGCACUAAUCAAGAGAAUCGAAGCCGAUAAGGAUGUACAGGCGAACCGUAAGGCUGACGACAAGAAGGCUUUAGCUGAGGCCAAGAAGCAAGGCAAGGAUGCACUAGAAGAUGCCAAAUCAAAGAUAGCGCAAGAGAAGCUAGCUGCCGCCGAAGCGAAGAAACAAGCAAAGUUACAAGCGGCACUCACCAAACAGGCGGAAAAAGAGAGGCUGGCCAAGGAAAAGAGCGCUAGAAAGAUCGUUGAUGAUCUGUGUGAAGGCAGUGCACGACCUCCUCCUCCUCCCCCUCCGCAAUCUGCAGGACCUACUCAGGCAGACGAAGCCAAUGAUCUAGAAGACGCAAAAUUUUCACUUCAUCCUGAUGAUCCAGCUAAUUUUCUGAAGCUGUCUGCAGCACUCCGUAUCUUGAUUCAACGAAAGUUAUCGGAUGACGAUAUUGAUCGUGCAGAUGCUUUGAUACGAGAGUACAACGUGGAGCUCAUACACCUUUACGGCUCUGGUGUUAUCAAACCUAACCAUCAUUUCGCUACCCACAUCAGCGCCUGUUGUCGCAAUUUUGGCCCCCUGCACGACUUUUGGACAUUCUUAUUUGAGCGUCUCAAUAAGGUGUUGAAAUCAUUCAAGACAAACAAUCACGCGAACGGCGAGCUCGAAACGACAUUUUUCCGUGAAUUCCAAAGGACAUGUGAGAUCGGGAGACUGACAUACACUUUACAAACCUAUCCUGAAGAUUCACUUCCUCGUCAAGCCGCUAUGCACAUGCUCAAGGCCACCAAUGAAGAACGAGGUACCGUCGCAGGGCUCACAGCCUUAACUCGGGAUCUUGACGAUACGAGCGCUGAUGGUGAUCAGAUGUAUACUUUAAGCCCUCGUCACCAGACAAAGCAAAUGUCGUCAGACACAUAUCGACUACUGGCCCGCACUAUUUGCAUUCGGUUUCCUCUUACACCUGUUCACUGCUGCUAUGAUGCUCCUAUUGUCCCUCACAGCAUUCCCUUAGAUCACAUGGCCGUCUUCUUCGACUAUGUUGUCAUUCGUGGCAAGCGCUACAAUGUGUCUCGUACCACCGGCUCAAAUAACUCUUCAUUUGUGCAUGUUCUCAUCCCUCAGACUGACGCCGCUCCAAUACAUGCAUAUGGUGAGGUCCUAGAAAUUUUUCAGUACACGCAGAACUUCCAUGGUGUUGGCAGUCCAAUGUGGUUUGUCCGCAUGCGUUGGUUUGUCCCUUGGACAGGAGAAUGCGAAGAUAUUUGGAGAACCUUGUGA